GAGGGAUUUUCGAAACCGUGGAAAACGAACCCGUUAACAUUGAAGAAUUGGCUUUCAAGUUUGCUGUCACCAACAUUAACAGRAACAGAACACUGAUGCCUAAUACCACAUUAACCUACGACAUCCAGAGAAUUAACCUCUUUGAUAGUUUUGAAGCCUCCAGGAGAGCCUGUGACCAGCUGGCCCUGGGCGUGGCCGCUCUCUUCGGUCCCGCUCACAGCUCGUCGGUCAGCGCUGUCCAGUCCAUCUGCAACGCCCUGGAGGUGCCRCACAUCCAGACCCGCUGGAAGCACCCCACGGUGGACAACAGGGACGCCUUCUACAUCAACCUGUACCCCGACUACGCCGCCAUCAGCAGGGCCGUGCUCGACCUCGUGCUCUACUAUAACUGGAAAAUCGUCACCGUGGUGUACGAGGACAGCACGGGUCUGAUCCGCCUGCAGGAGCUGAUCAAAGCCCCUUCCAGGUACAACAUCAAAAUCAAGAUCCGGCAGCUGCCCGCGGGGAACAAGGACGCCAGGCCCCUGCUGAAGGAGAUGAAGAAAGGCAAAGAGUUUUAUGUCAUCUUCGACUGCUCACACGAAACAGCAGCUGAGAUCCUCAAACAGGUCUGA
Molecule: messenger RNA, 614 nt
Organism: Malurus melanocephalus (red-backed fairy wren)
Lineage: Eukaryota; Metazoa; Chordata; Aves; Passeriformes; Maluridae
Product: glutamate receptor ionotropic, kainate 1-like
Exons: 4
Source: RefSeq, a predicted model, not a curated record